Microsporum canis CBS 113480 is the source of this 3153-nucleotide messenger RNA. RefSeq lists its product as hypothetical. The record is from RefSeq and is a predicted model, not a curated record. Lineage: Eukaryota; Fungi; Ascomycota; Eurotiomycetes; Onygenales; Arthrodermataceae. The coding region runs from base 1 to 3153 and encodes 1050 amino acids. Gene Ontology annotation, molecular function: transcription coregulator activity. Gene Ontology annotation, biological process: regulation of transcription by RNA polymerase II. Gene Ontology annotation, cellular component: mediator complex. The transcript is spliced from 7 exons.
AUGGUUACGCUACCGAACCUGCUGUCUGGUGUACCAAAACCGGAAUGGCGGAAGCUCUUGCAACAAUGCGUUAUCCAAAGAAUAAAUUCAGAUGAGUUUCAAGAGCUAGCUAGAGUGAUGUUACGCCGCUAUCCCAUUGCAAACAAGGAUCUGGUCGAUAUUAUCCUAGAGUCAAGAGCGGUCACGGAUUUUGAUUGGGAUCCACUGAUACCUGACUAUGUGGACGCCGUGCAUAAGCUCGCUCAUAUUGAUAUUUCCAAUAUCUUGCUAUCUCUUUUGACGCACUCAAGCAUUAAAUCCGACAUUCAGCGCUGGAAGGGUCAAAGGAAAAAACGGAAUGACGAAGCAGAUCAAAAAAAUGACGAGAAAGAGGCCCUAGGAUCAGUGAUUGCUAAGGGACCUGCUACGUUAUUGACUGAUUACGGCAUUAUACAGAAUGUGAUUACGGCUGUAACCACGGGAUAUGCUCCAAAGACCGCCCUUGGGUUUAUGAAUACUUGUUCUGCGAUUGCUGAGUGGAUCUUGACCCUAGUAUCGUGGAAUACUCACGCUGGUUCGGAGAGAGGUGAGGGUGGUGGAGGACAGUUGCUGAGCUCCCCUGAUGUUGUUUCCAUAUUCGUAGCAGUUGGAUUCUUGUUUGGAGCUUUAGCGGGAACAGAGACAGGUGCGAACGCACUGUCAUUUCAAAACGCAGACACCUUUAAACACCAGCGAAUGAAAUUGGCCCAGGCCCUGACAGCAUAUGCCCCGCUCUGCGCCGAAAUCUCUAUUCCUUUACGAAAUAGGCUUGAUCAAUUACAGAAGGAGUUCAACCUUUUCGCGAAGGGUGAAAAGUCUAACCAAGACCAUGUUAUGGAAGAGAUCAAUGUUUCUACCCUGGAGUUUGAAUCGAGGGUAGUGGAUAUCCCUCCUCUUGUAGGGCGGCCUUUAAUAGACGACAACGUUCUUAUCAACUACUUAAAUAACCGUUAUGGGGGAAACCACAUGGCACUGGUUGAAGAAUUAAUCACGGCAUCGUUUGACGUCUUGUCGAAUGGUAUGUACCGUAAUGAGCCACAACAAACGAUGUUCCUCUUCCGGGCAUUUCUCGUCAAUAAACUUCCCCCGUUCCUCUCGGACCUAGCAGGAUCGGUGGUUGAACCGAUACCAGUUGAGUUAUGUAUCACUCGUGCUUUAGCACGGGUAGACCCAAACACAUUCCCGUCGUUUUCGGAAAUAUUUUCCACCCACGGCAAUUCAGUCUUAUCUGAUGUGAGACAGGAGUUUCUAUUCUCGUGUGCCUUACAUAAAUUAAUACCCGAAUCAAGCAUUGAGCGCCUCCUGGGAGAGAAUCCAAUGCAGACUCUACCAAAUGGAGGAAGAUUUGUGAAACAUGAUUUAGUUUCUCAGAUCAAUAAUAACCCCGAGCGGGCAGAGCAAUUGAUAAAUGGUAUCGAGUCAAUGGACGGUAACGCGCGGGCAAUCGUUGAGGCCAUAUCUGAGGUAAUGCAUAAUAUGUGCCUGAGAAAGGAUACUAUGACCUUGAAAAGUAUAUGCAAUUCUUUAUCACGCAAACCACAGGCGCUGGACAUUAUGCUCUUGUUCAAGAGUCCGCUGGCCAUACUGCAACCUCUCUGUGCUCUAUUAGAUUCCUGGAAAUGGGAGGAAGAUCAAGGCGAGAGUCAACCCGUGUAUGAUGAAUUUGGAAGUGUACUUCUCCUGGUCCUAGCUUUCAAGUAUAAAUAUGAUCUGAGCUAUCAGGACCUUGGGGUUUACAACCCUGAUUCUUUCAUGUGUCGACUACUCGAAAAGGGGGCUUCAAGUCAAAAACUAGAGGACUUGACAGAGAAACAAACACAGAACCUUGGCGCGUGGAUUACAGCCUUAUUCAUAGCUGAAGGUAUUAGUGAUGAAUCAAUGUCCUCUUGUAGCCCCCAAAAGUUCUAUCUUCUAGUUGCGACUCUUUUUAGCCAAAGCUUAAGCGCGUGCGAAGCUGGGAAGCUAGAAUUUGAUACUCUGAAGGGCGGAUUUGAGUAUCUAUUAGAACCAUUCCUACUACCUUCGUUGGUCAUGGCUUUAUCUUGGAUAGGGAAGCAUAUGUGGAAAUCUGGCACUGAUUUAACGACAACACUCAAACUCCUGUCCACACUCGUAAAGCCAUCUUCUAUAUCCGGGGAGGCCCAAGAAAUUCAUCAUACUGUGCUAUCUAUUACUGCACGAGCACUUGGAGAUGAGCUUAAAACUGCGAAGGCCCGCCAUCCGUCAAGGACGGACAUUGAACCUAUUCUUCAAGCCCUUGAGCCAUACCAAUCCUUUCAACGAGCGGGUACAUCUAAUCGUGCUGAGCUAGAAGGGUGGAGGUCCAAUUCUGCACCUGGUGGCAUGGUCACUGGGAUCCGAAAUACCUUCUCUUCACUGGUACUUUGGAGCACAGAUCCAGAGAUCAGUAUGACACCUCCAAGUUAUACACACAGGCAACUCUUAGCUGGACUGAAACAUCUGGGUUCCGUCCGAGUGCUUGCAGGUAUACUUGAGGAGCUUAAACUACAAAGUGAAACAGGGAGCGGUGAUUUGGCUAUUGAUAUUGCAGCAACCCUAAUAUGUGCCCCGAUGCGUGAAUAUUUCUCUUUGGAACAAGCUACAUAUCAGUCUGUUGGUGGUGGGCUGAAGGAUUCUCUACCUCGUUGUCAAGUGCUUAAUCUUAGGGACGCGCUUAAUCUCCAAAGAGAGUCUCUCGCCAAGGUGAUAGAAUCUGAACCGCAUCGAGCCGAGCUCAUCGUUCGACUAGCCAGACGUGUCGAUACUCUUACUUCUAUUCCUCAAAUGCCCCAAACGGUUGAUAAUAUUGAUGUCGGCAAUAUCAUGGCUGAUAUGGACCUUACAGGAGUCGAGGAUGAUGGACAGAUGCAACUAGACGUCACAGAGCAACCAAAGCAGCAACUUCAGCAACAACAAAAUCAAAUUACUACAGGGACUGGUGCAAGCCCUGCUAGUCUAGAUGCUAUUUUGGAUGCCGCUGCAGCAGAGGCAGUAACAGGCCCACCCGCUGGAAAUGAGGCUACGAUGGGCCAGCCAGAUAUGGAUACUAGUAUUUUUGAUGACAUGUUAAAUCCUGCUGAUAUGGGGGUUGGAAACCCGGAGUUUAUUGAUUUGGAUAUGGAAGGAAUGUUCUGA